This is a messenger RNA of Erythranthe guttata (spotted monkey flower), 3148 nucleotides long. The record is from RefSeq and is a predicted model, not a curated record. Lineage: Eukaryota; Viridiplantae; Streptophyta; Magnoliopsida; Lamiales; Phrymaceae.
UUAUAAUAUAUCAUUGGAAAGCUCUUCAAAUAUAGUUUUAUACAAAGUAAGUUGCAUCCAAAUUUGCAAUAUGUAGAAAGAGUCACAGUAAGAAGAAAAUAAAUUGCCACCUAGGUAUAAAUAUAACAUAUGAAAAUGCACUUGAUAUUUAAACGAUAUUAUUAAGCUAUGUUAAUUUAUUAUGUUCAUUAUUGUUAUAACAAAAUUGACCGUAGCUAAUUAAUGGUAUAACUUUGUUAUAAUGGGCAUAAUAAGAAAUUCAAAAAGGUCAAGAAAUAAAAAACAUUCAUGCUUUUAAAGUUGGUAGCGAUAGAGAUAGAGAUAAAAACAUCUUUGAUGAUAAAACUAACGUAAGGGGUGUUUGCAAAAGCCUUUACAAUCUAAUUAUGAGUUUUUUUGUCUGAAGGCCGUGUGAAGAAGACAUGUAGAAUGUGGUAGAAGAAUAUUGGAUACCUAUUUUUUAUGCAUUUAUUACAGAUGAACGAAUGCAUGAAAAAGAUCCGAAUUAAGGUUUGCCUUAAUAUAAUAUAGUAUGGGUUCUUUUUUAUUUUUAUUGGGUUUUCUUUAAUAAAAGUUUAUAGAUACAGAGAGGGGUAUGGAUAUAGUUAGAUCUUACAUCAACGGUGGUGCUGCAAUUUGUCGGAUACUUGGUGAAGAGUAAAAUAAGAAACAUGGAAAAUAGAUGAAAUGCAAACCUAAAAUACCCUAAUUAUGUUACGGAUGCACCUGUAAUUCCUAGUUAUGGUCAAUCAGGAGUACUAAUUAAAUCUCGAUUUUUUCGUGCUUCUGCAGACCGAUUGUUUUUCCAAGAAAUCAUGUGGAUACCAUUUAUACUACUCCGAGUGAUUUCAUCAUUAUGUCUUACCACAACUUUGGUGCUAGCAAUAACUUGGUCCAAGCCUGGUUGUCAAUCAAUAUGUGGAAAUAUUACAAUUCCAUAUCCUUUUGGCAUUGGUUCUCAUUGCAGUUUCAAUUCCUCCUUCGAAAUUGUCUGCCAAAAUUCGACUAGUAUUCCUCCAAGAAGGAUACCAUUGCUGAGCAGCAUAAAUAUGGAAGCACUGAACAUAUCUCUGUGGGGGGCAAUCACGGUAGUUAAUCCUGUUGCAACAAUGAAAUGCUCCGUUGCACAAGAAACACAGUAUUUGGUAAAAUCACUAAAAAACAGUCCAUUUACCAUCUCAGGCCGAUACAACUCAUUGGUUGUUUUGGGGUGUCAGAAUUCGGUCUGGCUGCGUGCUAAUGCAACAACUACAGUUGGCGGAUGCAUGGCCAUGUGUGAUGCUAAUUCUACAGAGAGCAGUUGCAAUGGAGUCAAUUGCUGCCAGACAACAAUCCCACCUCGACUAAAGGAGCUUAAAUAUACGUACCAAGGCAUUAAGCGAGUGGUUACUAUUAAUGGCUCAUGUGGAUACGCUUUCCCUGUCAACAAGGAAUGGUUCCAAUUUGAAUAUAAAAGGUACAAGGGCCUUCAGAAUGAUUUGUUGAAUCCAUACGACCAGGAUUUUGUAUCUGCACCACUCGUACUCGAGUGGGAACUGGAUAGUGCUCAGAAACAACAUAACAACUUUACUCAUUGUGUACCCAUGGAUCCCAUCAGAUGGAGCUCAUUGCUUCCUACGAUCUAUUUUGGAUCUACUGUACAAUAUUGCGCUUGCGAUGUUGGGUAUGAAGGGAACCCAUAUCUACCUACAGGAUGUAGUGAUAUAGAUGAAUGUAGCGAUCCGACAUUGAACAGAUGCAUAAAUCAAUGUUUCAAUUUAAACGGGACAUACGAAUGCGAUCACAGUUAUGAAAAUGAGAGCAAUGUAACUCGAGUCCGAAAUGUAGCGCUCAUUAGCGUUGGCAGUGGGCUUGGUGCACUAAUUUUGCUCCUUGGAGCAUGGAAGUCCACCACAGCAAUCAAAAGAAGAAUCAAGGCUAACCGCAAACGCAAGUACUUUAAGAGAAAUGGAGGGUUAUUAUUGCAACAACAGUUGUCUUCAACGGACAAUGGCCUCCAGAAAACCAAGUUGUUCAGUUCCAAGGAGUUAGAAAAAGCUACUGAUCAUUACAAUGAAAAUCGUGUACUUGGUCGUGGUGGUCAAGGUACCGUGUAUAAAGGAAUGUUGACUGAUGGAAGAAUUGUUGCAGUAAAAAAGUCCAUGAAGGUUGACGAAGCUGAUCUCGAAGUCUUCAUCAAUGAGGUUGUUAUUCUAUCACAGAUAAAUCACAGGAAUGUAGUCAAACUAAUGGGGUGCUGUUUGGAGACCGAUGUUCCUCUUCUAGUUUACGAGUUCAUACCCAACGGCACACUCUUCCAACACGUUCACAAUCCAAACGAGGAGUUCCCUUUAUCUUGGGAAAUGCGUGUGCGAAUUGCCAGAGAAGUAGCAGGAGCACUUUUUUACUUACACAGUGCUUCAUCUGCACCUAUUUAUCACAGGGACAUCAAAUCCACAAACAUACUAUUGGAUGAUAAAUAUCGGGCAAAAGUAGCUGAUUUCGGGACAUCGAGAUCGAUUGGUAUCGAUCAAACGCACUUGACGACACGAGUACUAGGGACCUUCGGUUAUUUGGAUCCAGAGUACUUCCAAUCGAACCAUUUUACAGAGAAGAGUGACGUCUAUAGUUUUGGUGUCGUUAUGGUUGAACUUUUGACUGGAGAGAAAGCCAUCUCAUCAAUUAGAGCCGAUGUGGGAAGGAGUUUAGCCACACAUUUCUUAUACUCGAUGGAGGAAAAUUGUUUAUUCGAUAUUCUUGAUGCAAGGGUGCUCAAAGAGGGCAAGAGGGAGGAAAUUGCGGCGAUUGCUGAACUUGCUAAAAGAUGUCUGCAUUUGAACGGCAGAAGAAGGCCAACUAUGAAGGAAGUUGCAGUCGAGUUGGAAGGAAUUCAAAUGCGGAAAGAAGGUGGUUCGGUUUUUCAGCAAAAUCAAGAUGAUAACGACAUAACUGAGUCGUCUCAUGACAUAUUCUCUUCCAUCUCAACAAACAUGCAUACGGAGUAUUCAUUAACUCCAUAUUCACCGGAUUACGAUGAUCGUUCAUUGCUUAAUAGGCCCUGAAGAAUAUCGACUCUCUCACGUCUUUAUCCAUUCCCUUUCCAUGUAACAAAACAAUGUUUGUUUCUAGCAAUAAAGAAGUUCCAACUUCUAAAUAGUUGGUUGUAUUA